Molecule: messenger RNA, 2897 nt
Organism: Drosophila sulfurigaster albostrigata
Lineage: Eukaryota; Metazoa; Arthropoda; Insecta; Diptera; Drosophilidae
Gene: Vmat
Product: synaptic vesicular amine transporter
Exons: 8
Coding region: 265-2145 (626 amino acids)
Biological process (GO): transmembrane transport; xenobiotic transport; aminergic neurotransmitter loading into synaptic vesicle
Cellular component (GO): terminal bouton; synaptic vesicle membrane
Molecular function (GO): serotonin:sodium:chloride symporter activity; xenobiotic transmembrane transporter activity
Source: RefSeq, a predicted model, not a curated record
ACAGUAAUCAGACAUCUCAACGCGAUCCCCACAAAUAAGAACUGAGAACUAAACCCUAGAAAUAAUAACAGCGAAAAUUCAGAGUGAUUAUUAAAGUGAAUUUACAAUACAAAAAAAGCUGAUAGUUAACUUUUGGAGAAAAUCUAAUCAUAAUUCUGUGGAUCUUCCUCUCACAGCUCUCCAAAUAAUCCUAUUAUCAAAUCUUGUGUUGUGUGAGUGUUUCAGUGAUAUUUAAAGUAAUUUAACAAGAUUUACAAACCUGAAAUGAGCUUGACGCAACAAGCGGCUGGCGACGCAAUGCAAUCAUCGACUGAUGCGGGCAAAGAUGGCACACGCAAAUACCCAGCACACCAGCAGCAGCAUCAGCAGCAGCAGCAGCAAUCAGUGGAGACGGGAGCAGAGGGAGCAGCAGCUAAUCAAACCACAUCCUUCACCAUAAAUGGCAACAAUCCUCCGCAGCAAACGCCCAGUAAGAAUCCGUUCAAGCAGCAGCUGGAAAGCAGUCAGCAGAAUGGCAACACGGAGGCGGAUUGCGGCAUCAUGGGAUUGGGCAAGGAGGCGCAGCCACAACAUCCACCACAGCAAGCGUCACAGCAACCGCCAUAUUAUGGGGCAAGUGGACAAGCGCCUCCGGAUCUGUAUCGUCAGGAAGAUCCUCGGGCGGCGGGCACAUGGGCGGCUGCCAAAUCGUGGAUGGUCAGCUGGCGUGGCUCCAAUCGGCUUGUCCUGGUCAUUGUUGCCAUUGCUCUGCUCCUCGAUAACAUGCUGUUAACGACUGUCGUUCCCAUCAUACCCGAGUUCCUGUACGACAUACGACAUCCGGACGCUCCACUCGACAGCUUUCCCCGCACACCGCUCACCCUGAACACGCCUCCAACGCCCACACAGUCACCGUGUCCCUGCAAGGACAACGAAAAUGAGCCAGAGGCGCCGAUCGAGACCACAUUCAGUCCAGAAGAAAACUACACAUAUUAUAAGGAGUUGGAAGCACGGCACAAUGAGUUGGUCGGUGAAACAGUCGAAGUGGGUCUUCUCUUUGCCUCCAAGGCAAUUGUACAGCUUCUGGUUAACCCGAUUGUUGGUCCUCUUACGCAUCGCAUUGGCUAUAGCAUACCCAUGUUUGCUGGCUUCGUCAUUAUGUUCCUGUCCACGAUAAUCUUCGCUUUUGGACGCUCCUAUUUGGUGCUGUUCAUUGCGCGAGCUUUGCAAGGUAUUGGCUCUUCCUGCUCCUCCGUGUCGGGCAUGGGCAUGUUGGCGGAUCGCUUCACCGAUGACAAGGAGCGUGGCAACGCAAUGGGAAUUGCUCUGGGUGGCCUUGCGCUUGGUGUGCUCAUCGGACCACCGUUUGGUGGCGUGAUGUACGAGUUUGUGGGCAAGUCUGCGCCGUUCCUGAUCCUUGCUGCCUUAGCGCUGGGCGAUGGCUUGCUGCAGUUGUUCAUGCUGCAGCCAUCGAUCCAAAAGGCAGAAUCCGAGGAGCCCCCAUCGCUGAAGAGUCUCAUCAGUGAUCCGUACAUUCUGAUAGCAGCGGGGGCCAUCACGUUUGCCAACAUGGGCAUUGCCAUGUUGGAACCAUCGCUGCCAUUGUGGAUGGUGGACAAUAUGGGGGCAACACGUUGGGAGCAGGGCGUGGCAUUUUUGCCUGCCUCCAUUAGCUAUUUGAUUGGCACGAAUUUGUUUGGACCACUGGGACACAAAAUUGGACGCUGGUUUGCUGCCUGUCUGGGAUUGGUUAUCAUCGGUGCUUGUCUGAUCUUCAUUCCAAUGGCCACAUCGAUCACACAUCUGAUAAUACCGAAUGCUGGCUUGGGCUUUGCCAUUGGCAUGGUGGACUCCUCGAUGAUGCCAGAGCUGGGCUAUCUGGUGGACAUACGUCACUCGGCGGUCUAUGGCAGUGUCUAUGCCCUGGGCGACGUUGCCUUCUGUGUGGGCUUUGCUGUCGGACCGGCGCUCUCGGGAUCGCUGGUCAAGACUAUUGGAUUCGAGUGGAUGUUGUUUGGCAUCGCCAUUCUCUGCUUCCUGUAUGCCCCACUGCUUACGCUCCUGAAAAACCCACCGACCAGCGAUGAGAAGAAGUCUUUAAUCUAUGGGCGCGAUAAAUCACAGGUACGUUAUGUAACCUAUCAAAAUUACGAUGACGACGAAUAAAUCUCCGAAACAAUGAAAUUUCAAAGCAAUGUCAUUUAAAAAUGACCAAAAAUCCUAAAAAAAAAUGAAUGAAAUAUGAAAGGCAAAGGCAAAGAACACAAAAAACUACAACCAAAAAUAUCAGAAAUAUCAUAUGAACUCAAGAAAAUUGUUAUAAUUGUUUAAUAUUUAAUAAAAGAACAAAAUAUCCAAUCCAUAACUAUGCUUAUAACUUAGGCAUAUCACAUAAUUAUUGCCAAGCAAAAAAAAUAUUACCAUAUUCAUCCUUAACUUGAUCAAGAAGCAAAUCGAAUUAAAUAGAAACUCAAAAUAUUUCAGUCUUAAAAAAAAUAAGAAAAUUUGGUUAACUUUCUUUGAUUUCAUAUUGGAAUUUAUUCAAAUUUGUUUUAUUCCCUAAAUAUAUGUUAUCUGUAUAAUUAUAUAAUUUAAAAGAUGAAACAAAACUAGUCAAAUAUAUUAGCUUACAUAUUGCAAACUUAAAUGUUAAAGAAAUUUCGCAAAAAAAACUAAAGAGUAAAAUCAAAGUUAAUUUUAAAUAUGUGAAAUAAUUAUAAAGAAAACAAAACCAAACAACAAAAGGCUUUCGAGCUCGCUUAAGCUGUAGAAGCUUUGAGCAUUAUAAAUCUUACUCCCAGAAUGGAAGGUCAUUGCAAUAUAUAACUAAUCACGUCCGUAAUUGCAGAGGCUUAAUGUGAACUCCAAAACCGAUCGCACAAAAUGAUAUAAAUACUUUUAUAUUUACUCUAUAUAGA